UCAAGCUUGAUCAGUAGCACUUGUACGCAUCUUCUUCUUCACUCCUCACCUUCCUCUCUUGUCACCAAAACCCAACAAAGAAAGAUGGCGAAGAAAAACAAGAGCAAGAAGAAUAAGAAGAAGAACAAGAAGAACGUUGCCGAAGCUCCAUCGGUGAAACCCAUCCCCGACUCACCACCACCACCACCAGCUGUUUCCCCCGAGAGAAGCGCCGCUAAUCAGCGUCUGUAUGACGAGAUGAAAAACGAGGCAUUUGACAUAGCUACCACCGCUUUUGAGAGGUACUAUUUGGACGCAAGAGUUGCCGAGGAGAUAAAGACAGAGUUUGAUCGGAGAUUUGGCCCCACUUGGCAUUGCAUCAUUGGUAGCAGUUAUGGGUCGUGUGUAUCCUGUGAAGCAGGUUACCACUUUUAUUUAUAUUUCAAUAAGAAAGACAUUAUACUUUUUAAAUGUGGAUACACAUAAGAAUUCUGAUGAUGGUGGCAAAGUUGAUAGAAGAAUGAGAUCUGUGUUAAGUCCAUCAUCAUCAUCAUCAUCAUCAUCAUGUAUUAGUUGAUAUACUGUCCAGAAGAACACUCUUGAUUCUUGUUAUGCUUGUUGUAAUAUUUCAUUUUGAUCUGGUGUGAAAGAACUAGUUCGCAUGACUAAAACAGA
Messenger RNA from Lathyrus oleraceus (garden pea), 654 nucleotides. RefSeq lists its product as uncharacterized. NCBI's taxonomy places the organism in Eukaryota, Viridiplantae, Streptophyta, Magnoliopsida, Fabales, Fabaceae. The transcript is spliced from 3 exons. Gene Ontology annotation, molecular function: dynein intermediate chain binding. The record is from RefSeq and is a predicted model, not a curated record. Gene Ontology annotation, cellular component: cytoplasmic dynein complex. Gene Ontology annotation, biological process: microtubule-based process. Bases 85 to 465 code for a protein of 126 amino acids.